CACAGUGACGUAGCAUAAGUGAGACAGAGGCUCUCGGGAACAGCUGAAGUGAACUGUCGGCUCAAACCUGCUGCUGAAUCCUGUCGAUGCCUCAUAAAUGCUGAGUUAAAUGAUAACCGGGAGCCCUCCACAAUUAUGCACUUCUGCUUCAAAGUGUCUCCAUGUUUAACUUAAAUACGCUGCUCAAACGCUGCAGCAGCUUCUACUUAAGCUAGCGGCUACGGUAGCUCAGAAAGCUAACAUACCGUGUCUACGGGGCAGGUAGUCCGGGCAUGAAAGCGGAAAAGCCGACGGAUUUGAAGGUGGUCUUUCUUCGUUAAUGAUUUGUGUGACACAUUAUUGCGCAGUGAGCUAAGAAGUGGCUGCAGAUACGUCAGUAUUUGGCAAUAAAGACAAGCACCUGCGACAAAGCGAACGCUAAAGGUUGAGCUAACAGCAGCUAGCUGCAACAGCGACAGACAGCCCGAGACGUUUCUGGUGCUGAGGCAAGAGAUGGCCAGUUACCCUGCAGCAGCCUUUGCCAGCCAGGCUAACGGAGACAACACACCGGGACGAGGGUCCGGCGGUGACCGCUUAUGUCACCACACGGAGAUAGAGUCAGACAUCGUCCCCACAGCGAAGAGCUUAACACGACUGUGCAGCAGGGACGAGGACGAGCGGGUAGCGGCUCUGGAGGAGCUGAGCCAGCGGGUUCUGGUGUGUUUGGGACUGGACAAGCCCGGUUCGGCACGGCUGAGUAAGCAGACUUUGCUGCAGUUGCUUCGGCUGUCCCGGUCGUGUCCGCUGCGGGAGGUGCGGGAGAGGGCAACCGAGCUGCUGCGGACUGCACAGGAACAAGGAGUUGAAGUACCUCGGGUUUUGGCCCAGGGUCCAAGUGCCUUUAUUCCUGCAAAACAGAUGAUGAAGAAAGACAUGGACCAGGAAAUUCUCACGGAGUCCUUCUUGUCACUGGGUCGUGUUGACCACAUCACCAUGGUGAUGGCGCUGCACCCUGCCUACCUCAGCUGCUUCCUGAAAGCCCAGCAUGCUUUGUUGGAGAUGGACGGCCCCCUGCCCUGUCACUGGAGACAUUACAUUGCUAUAAUGGCUGCAGCGCGUCAUCACUGUUCAUACCUGGUGCAGCAGCACAGUGCAGGCUUCCUGGAGGCUGGGGGAGAGGAGAGCUGGCUGAGUGGAAUCCAACACGCUCCCACCAAACUCCGCAGCCUGCAGACACUCAACAAACUGCUGGCACACCGACCCUGGCUCAUUACCCAGCAGCACAUCGAGGAGCUGGUGUGUCCUGGUGCAGAGCCUCGCUGGUCACUGGCUGAACUCAUACACGCUGUGAUCCUGAUGGCACACGCUCACUCACUCUCCUCUUUCGUGUGGGCCUGCGGCUUAAGCCCAGAACCCGACCACAUCGGAGGUUACACCUUCCGUCCUCCUUCGCCCAGUCACCUGCCCCGUAGUCCUCGUAGUCCCAAUAGUCCUCAUAGCCCUGCUCAUGAGGAUGGAAGACAAGAGGGAACGAUGGAGGUGGAGGUGUUGAUGAAGAGGAUGGUGGAGCUGCAGCAGCAGGAGGAGGAGUGCACACAGGAGGAGAUGGUGACCCGCUUUGAGAGGGAGCGGAGUGAGAGCAUACCAACAGCUGUGGUGCGGGAGGCUCCACCUGACCUGGUGCUGUGCCUGGUGGAGGAUCCUGAGUUCAGAUAUGAGGAUUUUGCACCCAGAGGAGAGCAGGCUCCGCCCACCAUGAGAGCUCAGGAUUAUUCCUGGGAAGACCACGGCUUCUCUCUGGUCAACAGACUACUGCCUGACAUGGGUCAGCUGCUGGAUGAGAAAUUCCAGGUGGUGAGCAACAUGACAUAUCACAGGAUGGCCAUGCAUGAAGGUGUGGACACACACACUCUGAGAAAAGCUCUGUGGAACUACAUACACUGCCUCUACGGGAUCCGAUACGACGAUUACGAUUACGGCAGCGUGAAUGUGUUGCUGGAGCGCUCUCUGAAGGUGUUUGUCAAAACCAUGGCCUGUCACCCUGAGCAGACCACGGCACGCAUCUACCACUCCUUCUGGAGGCACUUCAGACACUCGGAGAAGGUUCAUGCAAACCUGAUAGUGAUGGAAGCUCGACUCCAGGCAGCUCUCCUUUACACCUUACGAGCCAUCACACAUUACAUGAGAUGACAGUCAGUCCAGUUUUUGCAGACGCUGAGCCAGCUGUGACGUACCACACAGCCCUAUGCAUUACACGACAUCCACAGUAAAGCUUACACACGCCACACACACACACACACACACACACACUACACUACACUGAAUGUCUAUAAAUGCAUAUCUUUAAGUGUUAAUGUUUUGCUGCUGCUUUGCAACAGGGAUGUCUCGUAUUUAAAUGUGUUACUAACUUUGCACUGAAGUGUAUCAGGUUCUGUUUUCCCCUCACUCAGACCUGACGUGGCUACAUGUUUGCCACAUGUUCACCAGGUGAGCAGGUGGAUUUAGGACUGGUAUUACUAAAUUAUUAUCAUCAUUAUCGUUGUCGUGAUUCAGGUGUUUUUCUCCUCAGAAAUCUAAGU
Messenger RNA from Solea solea (common sole), 2558 nucleotides. It is a transcript of the gene sesn2, whose product is annotated as sestrin 2. Gene Ontology annotation, cellular component: nucleus. The record is from RefSeq and is a predicted model, not a curated record. Gene Ontology annotation, biological process: negative regulation of TORC1 signaling; positive regulation of macroautophagy; cellular response to L-leucine. Gene Ontology annotation, molecular function: oxidoreductase activity, acting on peroxide as acceptor; L-leucine binding. The coding region runs from base 493 to 2169 and encodes 558 amino acids. Lineage: Eukaryota; Metazoa; Chordata; Actinopteri; Pleuronectiformes; Soleidae. The transcript is spliced from 11 exons.